Molecule: messenger RNA, 1839 nt
Organism: Sclerotinia borealis F-4128
Lineage: Eukaryota; Fungi; Ascomycota; Leotiomycetes; Helotiales; Sclerotiniaceae
Source: the annotation of a GenBank genome assembly
AUGAAGCUACCAGAAGUAUCAGAAACUCAGAACGCUCGCGAUAAGAGGGUUGAGCAAUUAUGGAGAAAGUUGGAUACAAAAAAGAAAGGCGAAAUUGAUCUGCCAGAGCUUCAAAAGGGGCUGCGGAGGAUCGAUCAUCCUUUGAAGGAUGCCAGUGAUAUGCUAAGAGAUGUAGUAAAGGCUAUGGAUAAGAAUGGGGAUGAAGUUAUUCAAUAUGAGGAAUUUCGAACUUUCGUCGAGAAAACGGAAAAAGAGUUGUUCAUCCUCUUCCAAGGCAUUGACAGGGACCAUGACAAUAGAUUGGAUAAAGAUGAAUUGCAAGUUGCAUUCGAGAAAGCUGGACUUACCAUUUCAAGGUCUAAACUAGACCUAUUCUUCACAGAAGUUGAUUUGAAUAAUGAUGGAUUUAUAUCAUUCGAUGAAUGGAGAAACUUCUUAUUAUUUCUACCCGCUACAGCUUCUACCCAACCUCUGAAAGCUGUACUAUCUUAUUAUCAGUCUGCAGUUUCUGUGAACGCCGAGGGCGAUACUUCAAUUCGAGAAGACAAACUCGAAGGCUUAGGUACCAAAACAAAUUUUCUUAAGCUUCUUUUUGGGGCCGUUGUUAGUAUCGCACAACCGCCUGUCCGCACUCCCAGAAUUCAUGUUGAAGAAGUACUUUCACCCACAACCUCCCACAACGAAACUGCAAAUAUGGGCUUGUUAAAUAUACGACCACUCAAUCCUGUUGACUCUAUUAAUGAAGAAUUUGACCCUAAUGACAACCUAAAUUGUUCACGCACUAAAAUGAUAGCUAAUGUUCUGAGGGGACGUCAUGGGCAAGAGUCGACCCAUAAAGUUUCUCAAAAGAUGGAGCCAAUCAAGAGAUCAAGGCUGACGGAGAUAUUACCUGAUCCAGGCUACUACGCUGCGGGUGCUAUCGCUGGAAUUGUCUCCCGUACAGCAACGGCUCCUAUUGAUCGCUUGAAAGUUUACCUUAUCGCCAAUGUCUCAAAGAGUGUGCCUCUCGAAGCUGCGAAGCAGGCAAAUGCGACUACAGCUUCUAAAAUGGCUGGGAAGCCCUUAGCCCUCGCUGUCAAGGAGCUAUGGAGAGCGGGUGGUAUACGCAGCUUAUUCGCUGGUAACGGCUUGAACGUCAUCAAAGUUAUGCCCGAAAGUGCUAUCAAAUUUGGUUCAUUUGAGGCUGCGAAGAAACAUGUAGCUCAUUUAGAAGGACAUGGUAACAUUAAGAAGAUUAGCCCUUACUCAAAGUUUGUCGCGGGUGGUGUCGCUGGAAUGAUGUCGCAAUUAUUCGUUUAUCCAAUCGAUACCUUGAAAUUCCGAAUGCAAUGCGAAACUGUUGCCGGAGGCCUUCGCGGAAAUGCCCUUAUCGCCGCUACCGCAAAGCAGAUGUACAAACAGGGUGGGAUUCGGUGCGCCUAUAGAGGUUUGACAAUGGGUCUUGUUGGCAUAUUCCCCUAUUCCGCUAUCGAUCUCGCUACGUUCGAAACUUUGAAGAGUCACAUGGCACAUCGAAAUAUGGCACGUUUUGGUUGUAGUGAGGAGGACGCAACACCAGGUCCUUUUGUUACAGGAGCCAUUGGUGCAUUUUCUGGAGCGUUCGGCGCAAGCGUAGUCUACCCACUCAAUCUCCUCCGCACUCGAUUACAAGCUCAAGGCACGAUUUUACACCCCCCAACUUACACAGGUAUUAUGGACGUUGCGCAGAAAACUCUCAAGAAUGAAGGUUUCCGCGGCUUGUACAAGGGACUUGCGCCAAAUUUAUUCAAGGUCGUACCCGCUGUCAGCAUCACGUAUGUUGUCUACGAACAAGCGAAAAAGACCAUGGACUUGAACUGA